AUGUGCUUUGCUGGGCUUGCGCUUCUGGCAGAGCUCUUUGCGCGCUUCGCUAUCCAGGUUCUUUUGCUGCUGCUUUGCACCACUGAGUAUAUCCAGGUCACUUGCUCGCCAGGCUGCUUCAGCACCCCUGUAGAGCUCUUUGGCACUUGCUUUAGCACCCCUGUGGAGCUCUUUGGCAUUUGCUUGGACUUCCCCGUGAAUAACACCCUCAAUUCGAAUAAGUUUCAAGAAACUCAGUGCUGCAAGCAUCAGUCAUUUGAACCCAACACACAUCAGUGGAAUCACUACAUCCUUGACGAGGAGUUUUGCAUCCCUUGUUUUGUUGGAAGUAGUUCAUCAGAAGUCUGCGAUCCUAUCAUGACCACCGCAGGUGGACCUGCGCCUACGGGCAUUCCAUUAUCUGAAUACAGAAAGGAUGUGCCGCCCGGCUGGAUGCCAGGCAUUCCUGAUUACAGCCUGCGUCUGUACCUGGACCGUGUCCGUAUGUGGUAUCGGCUGUAUGAUGGACCGGACGAAACGGUUGGUCCUCUUCUUGCAGGAAGACUUGGCGGCAGGGCUCAGAAAAUAGCCUUAUCAUUACGAUUGCCUGAUCCUCAUGGAAAUGUAGAUGUUGGUGACGCUGCGUUGGUGAGAUUAGCAGUUGAUGAGGUAAGAGACCCAAACAAUCCAGCCAUGAUCAUUCAGCACCCCAUUGUUUCUGGUGUUCAAGCUCUCUUCAACGCCUUGCGUGAUGCUUUUGGUGAAGGAGAUCAGGUCCGCGCCACUCAAUCUCUUGAGAGCUUCUUUGACUUUCGUCGUGGACGUCUCAGUCUAGCAGAAUACAGUGCUGAGUGGACCAUGCGAAUGGAAGAAGCAAUGGCGCAUGCUGGCUUGGACAUCAACAAUGUUGCGAGAACCUUUUUGUACUUCAGAGGAAGCCAAUUGCCACAACGCCACAUUGAUGACAUCCUUAUGCAAAUCCAAGGUGACCUCAAUCGCUUCAACGAUGCACGUGCUCUUGCUCUUCGUCUGGCACACCGCCAAGGUGUUGAUGCUGCCAACAACCACUAUGAGCAGACUGAAGAGUACUACAUUGGCGAUGAUGCAUGGUCAUCGGAAGAUUGGCAGGGUUCCAACUAUUGGCAUGGAGACUGGUACUAUGAAGGAGAUGACUAUGACGAUGGCUCUGGGCAGUACUACGAAGAAUGGCCUGAUGAAUACUGGUCCGAAGAGCAGUGGCCAGAAGAUCCCACUUCACAACAACCGUCUUCUGAAACUGCCGGAGCUGAAGAUCAAGAAUACAACAAAGACCAGUCUCCCAAUGUCAACUACAAGAAGAACCUUGGCAUCGGAUGCACAGUUUGUGGUUCAAAAUGGCAUGAGGCUUCAGUUUGUCCCAUGUCGAACUCCAGCUAUGGCAAGGGCAAGUUCAAAGGCAAGAGCAAAGGAAAAGGCAAGUUUUGGAAAGGCAAAGGAAAAGGAAAACCUGGAUGGUCUCGCGGCUUCUACCGUCGCCCUUGGAGUUCAUGGAGAGGCAAAGGCAAGGGCUACGGCAAACACUAUGUGGAUGGAGAGGACUAUGACGAUUCCUAUGCAUGGAACUGGAACAAUGACUAUUUCAUCAGUCGACAAGAACGAGAUCGGCUGCAGCUUCAUCAUGCACGAUCGGGUCUUCCUGCGGAGACAUCACAACCCGAUCUAACCAUGUCAUCAACUGCAUCUCCUACCACAACUAUGAAUGAGCCGCGAGGAAGUGAAGAGGUACUUUCAUUUGGAAACAAGACGUCUAUGACAAGUGCCGCAGAGAACAAGACUUCUUUGCCGACCAAAACUUUGGCCUUUCCCAUGUUCCAUGAACCCUCGACCAUUUUUCAUCAAGUUCGAGGUUCCAAGCGUCGAGGCCUACUUGUGGACCCUGGUGCCAGUGCAGGCAUCAUUGGGUCAGAAACACUCAGAGAUAUCCUCGACAACGUGGCCAUGCUGAGAGACAAACCAUCGAUGGUUGAGUGGUCAGAUCGAUCCACAUCAGUCACUGGAAUCUCAGGUCAGAAUGACUCCACGCUGGCACAUGUGACAUUCCCUUUUCAUCUUGGACCAGAACUCAUGGGCACCUUUUCUGCAGAUGUUCUUGGAAAUGAAGGAAGCCUGUGUCCAGCUCUUCUGCCGAACCCAUCUUUGCGGCGAAUCCAUGCUGGAGUGAUGACAGAAUGGUUUUCCAACGGAGAUGGUCUGCUUGUCUACAAAGAUCCCCUUAAUGAGAAAGAGAACAAGAUCCAAGCACUGAGGAUUCUCUUGACAGACUCUGGUCACUAUAUUCUCCCAAUUGAUAACUCUCAAGAACCUGUUGAUCAACAAGAGCAAGUGAAGAUCAACUUCUACUUACGAUCCAUUUUUCAACACUCAUCAGAACAUUGGAACGACAUCCACAAUGACAUUCAAUCAACUUUCAGCACCAGCUCAACAUCACCACAGGCGGCCCUGAUGGAGCCUAAGCAGGGUGAAGCCACGACACUUGACAACAACCACAACAAGGACCGAUGGGAGAUUGACACAGAGAAUGGCAAGAUUGUGAAGUUUCAUACUCGUCCUCGCUUGGCCUUGUUUGUUCCUCAAGCAGACCAUUGUCCAGUGCCCAUUUCCCAACUGAGCAAGAAGCGAACAACCAAGAUUCACUACCAAGAUGGACACAGUGAAGAAAAGUCCGAUCAGUGGUCUGAUGACGGCAAUGAUCGACUUCUUCACGAUCGUUGGACAGGAUCCACAACAUUUGAGCUUGUUUCAUGCAACAGGCCUGAACAAUUUCAAAUCCAUGAUGAAACAGAUCAGAUGUAUCAAGACAGUGAGCUUGAAUCUUAUCAAGGUGACUUCUUUCCUCACCACAUCACUGAAGACCACAAGAAACGCCUCAUCAAACGCUAUGCUGCUCUCCCAGAGAUGUUCUAUACAAAGACACGCAGACCAGUGGUGCGCCCAGACAAUGUGCGACAGUGGAUGAAACAACAUCGAAAUCAAGGACGAUAUCAUCUCUGGGAAUUGUGCUCUGGUAGCGGUCGAUUGUCUCUGAUUGCCCUUCUCUGCGGACUCACUGUGAUCUUUCCUGUUGACCUGCGAUAUGGCUGGGACAUUGGCUAUGGUCCACAUCAAGCUCUACUACGAGAAGUCCAGAAAACAAUGGAGCCAGAUGUCAUGGUCAUGGAGCCAACAUGUAGGCCAUGGUCAGUCUCAUUCAAUCGCAGCUCACCUGAGAAAGUUGAAGAAGAAAGAGAAGCAGAGAGACCAUGUCUUCGUCACAUACAAGAAUCAGCACGAGAACAAGAUCGCAAGAAUCGAGGUUUUGUUGUCGAACACCCCUGGUCAUCUCACAUAUGGCGAGACACAGAAUAUCCAGGGCACUGCACUCGAACCGACCAAUGCAGAUAUGGCGCAGCUGAUGAGAAUGGUGAACCAGUGCUCAAACCCACUGGUCUUCAGGCCAACUUUGAACUACGAUAUUCAUGCAGUUUGUGCAAAGGACAUGGAGGCAAAAGACAUGCUUGGCUGCAAGGUCAAUAUCAAGGUAUCAAUCGAACUGCUCUUGCAGCGAUGUAUCCUGAAAGAUUUUGCCGAGCAAUUGUCAAGGACAUCAAGCUCUUCUGCAGCCGCAUUCAUGCAGCUCAUGUAGAUGAUCCUGAGAUUGAGGAGCACUACUACACGUGUCCUCGCUGUAACCUGGGACGAUGGGCCAGAGACUUUGAACAACACACCUUCAUGCCUGGCGAAUGCAGAUAUGGUCGGUGGCCACAGAAUGAGAAACCCAAGACCAUCAAGGAGCAGAUUGCCGAACGUGAGAAGGAUGCCAGCAAGACACCCUUGGAUCUUUAUCGCGAUGACGCGGUGAACAAUCGACGUCUUAGAGAGGCCAAGCUGAGCACCCUUCCUGAACUUCCUCUGAAUGAAGAACAUGGACAGAUUCUGAAGCAUUCACUAUAUCGAAUCUUGGAGCUUUCAGUUCGGCAUCAAGGAACCAACAAAAAUGCCUAUGUUUAUUGGCUUGAAGAUCCGAUCAUUCUGCAGUGGAUGAAAAUCAUUUUUGCGCCAGUCAUGAGAGUCUCUGGACUUUGUACCCAUGUUCAGCCUUGGACGAAACCUUUGCCAACACCAACACUUCGAAUUGAAUCUGGAUAUCUGCGAUUGAUGCUGCGUGGACAGAUGUGGAGUUGGAAGAUGUUUCCAGUUGAAGACCUACGAGAGAUGUCCAAUCAUCAAUGGCAUGAACCUACCGACAUUGACAUGGAUUGGUUGGUCACGCUUUUUGGAACUGAUCCACAAGAAGAAGCACCACCAGCUGCACCUUCUUCAUCAAGCACACAGGCUAAGAAAUAUCAGAGCUCUCCUACUACUCCAACUACCAAGCGAUCUCCUGGCACACCUUUGUCGAAGGCCUUGACUGGAGCUCCAAAGACACCAGCACCAGAAGAGCCUGAUCCAAUAUUAGAGAUUCUUGAAGAACCUCUGAAACCACCAUAUGCUGGAAAUGAAGAUCAGAAGACGGACUAUGAACCCAGCAUUGCCGACUCCGAUGCGUUGCAGAAUCAAGCAGUAAAUGGAGAAGAACAUCAACAUCAAACAGAUGAAGAAGAGGCAGUGGAAGCGAUUGACCAAUCAGCCAAGGAAGAAAUCAUCAAGCCCACUUACGACUUUCGUCGUGUGUAUCGAAAACUGCCAGCACUUGCAUCAUCAGAUGAACAAGCUGCAAAGAGGUUACUUCUGGGACUUCAUGAACGUUUUUGGCAUUGUCCAAUCUCUGACUUUCGCAACAUUCUUUCAAGAUGUGGAAUGCCACCAGAAGUACUUCGACUAGCACCAGAAGCAGUCUCCUCUUGCACAGUUUGUCGCAAGUUUGUCCGUGCAACAAGACGGCCACAGGUCAAGACUAGCCUUGCUUGUGAUUUCAAUGAAUGCAUCCAGGUGGACAUCUUUUACUUUCAGGGCGACAUGUUCCUGAUCAUUGUGGACGAGGCGACACGGUUCAAGAGUGGUGGCAUGUUGAAAAGCCGCGAGUUAUCUUCCAUCCUCAACUGUCUCAUCAACAAUUGGCUUCGCUUCUUUGGACCACCAAGAGAACUAGUGGCAGACCAAGAAUCGUCCAUUAUGACUCAAGAUGCUGGCGCUGAGAUGGAUCGCCUUCACAUCGCAAGGAAACCCAAAGGAACAACCACUGGCCGUGAAGGAAAGAAACACACUGGAACAGGUCUUGUGGAGAAACACAUUGACCUGACCAAAAACAGCAUGCUCAAGAUCAAGGAGGAAGCUGCUCGAUACAACAUCAUUGUGGAAAAGGAAGAGCUCCUAUCAGAAUCUUUGAUGGCACAGAAUAGCACUCUGAAUUUUGGUGGAUACACGCCAGCGAUGUGUGUUUUCGGAGUGCUCCCUCGAGGAUUCAUGAACGUUGAUGCGGUGAACAUUGCAGUAGAAGGAGCUGAUCCUACAACAUCCACUUUUGAGCGAGCAGCACGUCUCAGGCAGAUUGCUCUUGCUGCGUCACAGAGAUCAAUCAUUGAGGACAGAAUGCUUCGUGCAGGACGAACCAGACCUCAACACAUUGACACGACAGCCAUGAUUCCAGGAAUGACUGAAGUUGAAAUUUUCAGAGAAGAUCCUGCCAAUGCCGGUCAUGGUUGGAGAGGUCCAGCUCAACUUCUUGAUCUGGAUGAGAACAAUGGGACUGUCAUUGUCAAGUACCAAGGACGAGCAUACUUGAUGUCUAUUCGACACAUACGUCCAUUUCGAGGUCAUUUCUUUAAUCAAGAUGAUCACGCAGUACAAGAGCAAGCACUGCACAGACUACAACACCUUGUUGAUCAUUGCACACCAUAUCGCAUGCAUGCACGUGGCCAGAUCUACAUCAAGGACACCAACACCGGAGCAGAAUCUUGGAAGAACUUUCCUGCAGAUCUGAACAUGCAGGAGGAUCAGGUGAUACGGGAUGCCAGCAUGGUAGCAAAGUAUUUCAACAUGAAUCUGUUUCAUGGUGUUCGAUAUGGUAGAGCCUUGAAGUCAAUCUAUGUACCAAAGUAUACCAAGGGCAUUCUCAUUUGUUGGCCUACGGGAACCAAAGAUUGUGUGAUGACCGAACAUUUGACAGACCAGCACAUCUCCAUCAAGAAGGAAAUGCUGCGAGUUCUGGAUGACAUUAGCUCCAUGUACCUGUAUUGCUAUGUUUUCUUUGAGGAAACCACUGGACCUAUCAAAUCGACAUCAAGACAGCCACCAAGCAAUGCAAGUACGUCAGCUCCCAUGUCUCUUCCAGACAUAGAGAUGGAUGAGCGAGAUGGACAUCAUCGCACAUCACUCAAACGAGACGGCCCAGAGACCAGAACAGUGAUCAUUGGACAGGAACGUAAACGACAGAAGACACAUUUUGCCAUUUCCUUGGAAGAACUGCAUUUGCGAUCUUUGUGGUGGAUGCUGCAGAGACCGAUUCGAGUGAAUUGGGACCCACUUUGUUUCUAUGAGAACAUGACUGUAGACAAGAAUGAGUUCCUCAAUAAGAAUCACAACAUGGUCCAUCACUCACAAGCUCUCUUCAGUCUUCCAUGUAAGAAGCAAGCAGUUCUACAUGUAGACAUUCGAGAAGGACAUGUUUUUCGUGUUGAUGAAGAUACACAAGUUCUCACAGAUGAAGAUCUUUGUCAACACUGGCAUGAAUUUGAAGUGGCAGAUGAGGCUGAGUUGCGACAGUUCAUACAGGAGAAAGCAUUUACCAAAGUGCACAAAACAAAGGUGACAGAUGACAUGGUAGUUGUGGAUUGCACCUGGGUGCGCAAGUUCAAGCGGAUGAGUGAUGGCUCACGAAAAGCCACAAGUAGACUUUGCGCACGUGGUUUCUUAGAUCCACAGAGAUAUGACAUGCCUACCAGAUCAACCACAGCCACUAGACUGUCACAACGUCUUGUCCUAUCUAUGUGCACUUUAUACAACAUGACCAUGGAAAGUUGGGACAUUUCCGGUGCUUUUCUCAAAGGUUUUUCAUUUGAGCGUGUUCGACAGCUUCUCCAGCGAAAAGGCAUUUCCACACCAGUUCGUGUUGUUGCAGUGGUUCCACCAGCAAACACAUGGCGUCAUUUGGCGAAAUUUGACGCCUCAUUUGCAGUUCCUGAGCAUGAACUUGAUGAGUGGUUGCUGAUUUGCGAAAAGCCAAUAUAUGGAUUGAAUGAUGCCCCUUUGGCAUGGCAGUUGAACAUUCAUGAUCAUUUGGAAAGCCAAGAAGGAUGUCAAUCAGUUUUGGAUGAGAACCUAUUUUUUUGGAAAGACAAAGGACUCACUGCACUUAUCACGACACAUGUUGAUGAUUUAGCUGUGUGUGCCAACCGUGCUUUCUUGGAUCAACAGUACAAAGCUCUGACAGUCAAGUACGGCAAGGUAUCACAAGAGAAGCUUCCCUUCUCACACUGUGGAAGCAGGUAUAGCUCAACCAACACUGGUCUUCGUAUGGACCAAUCAGAUUUCUGUGCGAACCUCAAGGAAGUGCCAGUUGCGAACUCACUGAAUGACGAGCGAGACCUCACCAAAGAGGAACAGUCAACAUUGCGUUCGCAGUUGGGUGGCCUGUUAUGGUUGGCGGCAACCAGACUGGAUUUAGUUGCUGACAUUGGUGUUCUUCAGAGCUACGUCACAAAGUCCAAGGUCAAACAUCUCAAAGCAGCCAAUUUGGUUGUGCAGAAGGCCAAGGAUCCCAAGUUCAGAGAUUUGGGUUUGGUCUAUCAAAAGUUCAGGCCGGACUCAAAGUGGCGUUUGGCUUGUGUCCACGAUGCCAGUGCGCCAUCCAAACAGCGCGACUAUGCACAGGAAGGAGUUUUGGUUUUACUGAUUGAGGACAGACUUCCAGAGACGGCAGACUAUGACAUUGAUGGUGAAAAGAUUUCUGAAGAGACCUUUGGUGGCCGUGCUCAUGUUCUUUGGAGUCAAGGCUCCAAAUCAAAGCGGAUAUCGUAUUCGACGUCGCAUGGUGAGACGCUGGCGGCCAUCAACGGUAUGGAAACCUCUAGCUUGGUGACAUUGAGAAUCAGUGAGCUGAUUUUGCCAGAGAAGAAGCCAAGCCUACAACGUUUAGCUGCAUUGCAAGAAGGAGGACACGAAGAGCUGCCAAUUGAUCAUUACACAGAUUGCAGAGAUUUAUUUGAGCUGGUGACAGGAAGUAAAUCAUUACCGCAAGAUCGCUCUCAGAGAAUUUACAUUCUUGCUCUGAAAGAGGCUCGACUUUGCGGUCGAAUCAGAUGGUUCUUUCUCAUUCCAACGCAGUGGAUGACAUCAGACCCUCUCACUAAACCUAUGCAUUCUGGACCUUUGCUUCACCUUCUCUCCUCUGGGGUUGUGCAGUUUCGUAACGAAGGAAAACACAUCAUCUGUGGCAGGCGACUUCCAAAACUGGAGAUUGACGACGAAACGAACUUAGAAUAUGAAGAUACGCAGAUCACUCAAGCGCUGCUUCUGGCCUCGCAUUGCUUGGUGCCCAAGAACUUCCGCUAUACAUUCUUUGCGUUGCUUUGCAUGUUCUUGCUGCCGAUGGCGACAUCGAGCCCUAUGACGUCGGGCUCAGGCAAUGGCAGAGCUUACAUGGCGGACUUUGAACAUGGCAAGGGAGCCAAACUGAAGUACCCCUUGGGUUUAGCACCUUCGGGAACCUUCAACUACUUGGAGCAACGAGAGGAGUUCAACGUGCUGUCUGUCUUCAAGAGUCCAAUGGCCAUCAUAGGACUGGUCAGCAUGGGAGCCAUGUUCUUCCUCCCGAAACUCCAGUCCAUGGUUGAGGAAGAGAAGGAGAGACAAGCGCAGGAGCUCCAGGGCGAGCGCGCCAAGGAAGACUGA
Cladocopium goreaui is the source of this 8826-nucleotide messenger RNA. The record is from the annotation of a GenBank genome assembly. Lineage: Eukaryota; Dinophyceae; Suessiales; Symbiodiniaceae.